Messenger RNA from Danio rerio (zebrafish), 2099 nucleotides. RefSeq names its product zgc:100829. Lineage: Eukaryota; Metazoa; Chordata; Actinopteri; Cypriniformes; Danionidae. The record is from RefSeq and is marked predicted.
ACUCUCUCACUCACUUCUCCUCAGUAAAGUCUGCCGUGGAGCUUCCGCGCCCAGCUUGUGUCCUCUGUAUGGCUGCCGGUCAGUGAUGCGAGCACGUGUGUGGUGAACAGAUCCGUCUUCAUCCUCAUCUUCAUCCUCCAUCUGAAGUUUUCGGGAUACAUUAAGGAACUCCACACACUUGGCCAUGCUGCAGCAGAUCCUGAAGGACAUGUACAUCGACCCUGAUGUGCUGGAAGCUCUGAAUGACGAGCAGAAGAAGAUGCUCUUCCUGAAGAUGCGCGAGGAGCAGGUGCGCCGCUGGAAGGAGCGUGAGGAGAAGCUGGAGAGGGAACCGCUCAAACCCAAAGCAAAGACAGCUCAUAGUAAGAGUGUCAGUUGGCUGCUGGGACGAGAUGGAGACGUGCAGGUCAUUGUCAUUGGAGAGAUGGAUGAGUUUAAAUCUUCGAAGAUCAUCUAUUCAGGAUUUGGAGAGAGAAAAACAGCCAGCGUCCUCAACAAUUCAUACAAUCAGUCCAGCACUUUGAAGAGCAACCUGACAAACCGAUCAUCAGCAGAACCUGCACGAUCAGGGCGAGAAAACCUCCCUCCUAAAGCUCGCUCAGGAGUUCAGCUGAACUUUAAGGACAACACUGACAAAGAGUUAAGGACUCUGGUGCCUCCGCAGAUGCCAGUAAAUGAAGAAAAGACAUUAGCACCUUUGGAAUAUGAGUGCAGAGAGGAGGCUGAUUCAGGACGCUCUCAGGAUAAUGACUCAGCACUGCUGUCCUCAAUCUGCUAUCAGGCCCAUUCGAGGUCCAGCCUCCAGACACCCGCGGCCCUCAGCACAGAGGACGAGACCAGACUGCAUCCCCAAGACACCCCUAAAACACACUCUAGCAGAGGUGAUAUCCGAGUGGUUGCCGCCUCUAAACGGGUGUUCUCAAUGGAUUUGGGGUCCGAGGUUGUUGAAGAGAGCUGUUUGGGACGAGGAAGGGUUGCUCAGCUCAUGAAAACCUUCAGCGUGUGCGGCGAGUCUCCACCCUGUCAGUCUCCGCCCCGUGCCAAUAAACCUCCAAUCCCGGAAAAACCGAACCACUUGAGGCUCCGCCCCUCACCCUCUCUCAGGUAAUCCACAUGGGACAAACCCCUGAGCAACAAUCAAGACAACUAAAACAGGGGUCUUUAUCAGCGGCUACAAUGAAGGGUGUGGGUGCUCGGCCUUUCUCAGGAACUUGAAUAUUUAGUUGCCAAAGUUAUGCUUUUUAUUUUUGCAAUAUUGAUGUUUUUCUUCAUUAUUUGUAUUUUUAUAUGGUAUGAGAGGUUUGCAAAACUUUUCAGCAGGAAUGACACACUCGAUAUUUUGUUACAUCGCUCCAAUUGUUGACCUGUCUAGCUCAUAAUGCACUCAGACUCAUACUUACAAGUGUGUUUCUGUUUUAAAGGGUCACAUGAUAUCUUACUCAGAUUGAGAACUCGUAAUGAGACCAAAUCAUGAUCGUAAUCCAAAGUUAAUCAUCCCAUUGGUUUGUUAUGUAUUAAAUAUGUUGCUUCCUUGAAGUAUUGAAGGCUGGAGUAUGCAUGAAGGCUGUCUUGAUUUUGCGGAAGUGGUCGUACAAUGUCUUUGAUAUCAGUAGAUGUCCAAUAUAAUGGCUGUAUGUACUGUAAAUUUCAAUUUCAGCAAUUAAGAUGUUUACAUCGCUAAAUUGAAACGAAUGCAUGCUUUACACAGUGUUUUCUAAGUUCACUUAAAAUAUUAUAAAGAUCACCGACAAAGCUUUGUUGGACUGACCAACUGUGCCAAAUAAUCGGAUAAUAUCUGAUGCAUUGGUCUGUCAGUAUUCAUAUGUUGCUGUUUUCUUUAUUAUUUCUUUACAUGGAGGUAGCUGAUCAUAUUGCAUUCAAACGUUCCUUCAUCGGUAACUAGGUCAGUAGGGCAGGAAUCACCUUCAUGUAAAUAGUUUUCUCACAGACACAUUUGCUGGCACUUAAUUCUGGGGUUUUUACAUGUGAUCUGGAACAGUUUAUAAAAUUGCUCUGUGUAAAGCUUGAAUGUCCUGUCCACACACACACACACAGGAUAAGUGUGGGAUAUUGCCUCUGUAAUAAAAUGAUCAAACCCC